Molecule: messenger RNA, 759 nt
Organism: Piliocolobus tephrosceles (Ugandan red Colobus)
Lineage: Eukaryota; Metazoa; Chordata; Mammalia; Primates; Cercopithecidae
Gene: SMIM8
Product: small integral membrane protein 8
Exons: 3
Coding region: 23-457 (144 amino acids)
Source: RefSeq, a predicted model, not a curated record
AGAAAAGAAGUUUAUUUGGUUCAUGGUUCUGCAGGCUGUACAGGAAGCAUGGUGUCAGCAUCUGUUUCUGGUGAGGGGCUCAGGUUGCCUCCACCCAUGGUGGAAGGUGAUGGUGAUCUGGCAUGUGCAGAGAUCGCAUGAUAAUAAACCAUCAUUGAUGAAGAUGUCUUCAGCACCUGAGCCUCCAGCAUUCAAAAAGGAACCACCCAAAGAGAAAGACUUUCAAAGCCCGGGGCUCAGAGGGGUGCGCACAACAACCUUAUUUCGUGCUGUGAAUCCAGAGCUGUUCAUUAAACCUAACAAACCUGUAAUGGCUUUUGGAUUGGUCACUCUUUCACUUUGCGUGGCAUAUAUUGGUUAUCUGCAUGCAACACAAGAGAAUAAAAAGGACCUCUAUGAAGCUAUUGAUAGUGAGGGGCACAGUUAUAUGAGGCGGAAAACAUCCAAAUGGGAUUAGUAGUGCUGGUUACUGCAGAUGCACGUUUAUUAAGCGUUCUGAAAUCUUCAAAUGAAAGACCUUGUGAGUGUACAGUAUCAUAUUUCUUAUUCUAGAACAUGCUAAUGAAGACAGAAGAUGGCAGUUGCAACCAGACAACUGUCGUAAAUUUUGUCCUUUCACAGCCGUUAUCUCAUUCUUUUUCCUUAGAGCGAGCUUCAUAAUAUUUUUCUUUCCUUGCCUCUUAUAAAAGUGCCAUGAGAAUGGAAGUUGUUUUUGUUAAUUAUUAAAUUCUGUAUAAUAAAAGUACCCAUGCUGUUAAA